AAGCACUCGCUGACGAACACACAGCUGUCGUGAACUGCUUACAUAGCGCAACUUGGAAUACUUUUAGAUACCCAGCACAAUGAAGUUAUUUUUUCUAAUUUCGCUUUUAUCAAUACUACACACCAACAUUGCCUUGGAAUUCACAGCAGAGGAUAUACUUUAUUCAUUGGAACAAAUUAGCGAAGGCAUAAUUGAAAGUGCACCUGGAGCUUUGCGACCAGACUACGUUUUCAAGACCAUUAAAAAUAUAGUUGAAGGACUGCCUGCUGAAAUUCUAUAUAGCGUUGCAAAUGCCAUUUGUUCGGCGGUUAUUGCCAAGGGCAAGGAUAAAACUCCUGAUCAAUAUGAACCAACACUCGGAGAUAUAAAAUUUCAAUUUCGCACAUCCUGCGAUAAACGAGAAUAUCCAGUCGCAGAUCCAUCAGGCUUGGCAGAGGAUGAAGAUUUUGACCCUGACAAGAAUACGGUUAUAUUUGCGACUGGUUGGACUACUACGACUGUGAAUAAUGAGCGACAUGACGCGUUUGCCAAGGCAUAUAAUUGUCGCGGUGAUACUAAUUAUCUGGCGCUAGAUGUAGGUAACUACAUAAACACACUCUAUAGCUGGUCAUCAGAGAAUACCGACAAAAUAGGUAAAUAUCUUGCCAUAGGCAUACAACGUUUGGAGUCCAUUAUAGAUAUUGGAAAACUACAUAUAAUGGGUCACAGUCUGGGUGCACAAAUAAUGGGUUCGGCUGCUCGUUAUUACCGCGAUUUGACUGGGAAAACGUUGCCCUACGUAACUGGUCUUGAUCCAGCUUUUCCCUGUUUCAAUGAGGGCGAAGAACUCACUGUCAUAUCUUCUAGCGAUGCUGACUUUGUUGAUAUCAUUCACACGGAUCCUGGUGUAAGUGGGCAACCCCAAGCAUUUGGUCAUGUUGAUUUCUAUGUAGGUGGUAAAUUCCCAGUACAAGACGCCUGCAAUGAUCCACAAUGCUCACAUGAAAUCGUUUGGCAAUAUUGGGUUGAGUCGGUUUACCCAAAUAAUGUAGAUGAUUUUCUGGCAAAGCGCUGCAACUCUUUGGAUAGUUUGCAGGAGGGCAAAUGUGUUGGCAGUGAAUAUCCAAUGGGAUAUGCUGUGCCCCAUAAGUUACGAGGCAGAUAUGUUCUAGAAGUGAAUGCUGAGAAGCCCUAUGGCAAAAAUGCUACUGCGGACUAUACUAACCCUGAAACCACUGUAUGUGGCAGUUGUGAAGAAUUGCAGUGAAAGGCGCGUAAAUACUAGCAAUUUUUUAAAUUUUUUGCUCUAGUAUUCAUAAAAAUAUAACUAUGUACUCCACCACUAUCUAUAUACAUACAUAUUUUAUCAAAAAUCCAAUAAAUAACCAAACCAGCACUCUUA
Anastrepha obliqua is the source of this 1381-nucleotide messenger RNA. Its product is annotated as vitellogenin-1-like. NCBI's taxonomy places the organism in Eukaryota, Metazoa, Arthropoda, Insecta, Diptera, Tephritidae. The coding region runs from base 80 to 1246 and encodes 388 amino acids. The record is from RefSeq and is a predicted model, not a curated record. Gene Ontology annotation, molecular function: lipase activity. The transcript is spliced from 3 exons.